Scedosporium apiospermum is the source of this 1902-nucleotide messenger RNA. RefSeq lists its product as uncharacterized. Gene Ontology annotation, biological process: DNA-templated transcription; positive regulation of transcription from RNA polymerase II promoter by galactose. Lineage: Eukaryota; Fungi; Ascomycota; Sordariomycetes; Microascales; Microascaceae. Gene Ontology annotation, molecular function: DNA-binding transcription factor activity, RNA polymerase II-specific; RNA polymerase II cis-regulatory region sequence-specific DNA binding; zinc ion binding. The transcript has 6 exons. The coding region runs from base 1 to 1902 and encodes 633 amino acids. The record is from RefSeq and is a predicted model, not a curated record. Gene Ontology annotation, cellular component: nucleus.
AUGGAAGGCGAAGUCUCGAAAAUCAACAAGAGGCCCUUCUACUUUGUUUCGGAAGAGGAAUACCGCCUUUUGCAUCAACUGUGCACGAAAUCAUUCCCCGGCCAGGAUCUGUCAAUCCCGAACCUACGACGGUUAGCCUCCCAAACUCAGAACGCAACCGUCGGCACACCGGAUUUUGCGCCAACCCCCAGCACUGUAGAUGCCGAAGACGGUUCCGGAGAAGCCAGCUCAGAGGAUGCGAUUAGCCUUAGAGCAGGGCGGAGUGAUAUACCGCUGCCUGAGAUAGUCAAUAUCCACCAGGACCUUGGUUGUCUGAUUGUCGAUGGACAAGGCGAACACAGAUACGUUGGGCCUGACUCCGGACAUAGUUUCAAUACUGCCGUGAGGUCAUGGACCCUAAAUAUCUCCAACCUAACAGAUAAGGAGAUACUGUCUCCGAUGGUCAGAGUAACGGCGCCCGCGGCAUCGCCUCCGUCGGAAUCCCGAGCCCUAGCACAAAACCCGAAUAGCCUGCCUACAGAAGAUAUUGUUCAGUCUUGCGCAUCUCGAUACUUUGAAGAAGUACACUCUAUGUACUGGCUCUACUCUACCGAGGAGUUUUACACACGUCUAGAAGCUACAUAUUCCAGAUCUCGAACUCAACAGUCCGGUUCCUGGCUCUGUUCGCUGCACAGCAUUGUUGCCCUUGGAGCAUCAUCAAUACAGCUCCCUGAAAGCCCACACAAUGAAGAGCUGGGACGCAAAUCCCUCGAGGCGGCCAAGCUACUUGUCUCGACUGUAUGUGAUCAGAGCGAUCUUGACGGUGUGAGAGCUUAUAUUCUAUUGUCUCUUGCUCUUCAAUUCCAUGGAUACCUACAUCAGGCAUAUAUGUACGUUGGCAUCGCUACUCGAAUCGCAUUUUCCCUCGGCCUGCACCUAGACAAGUAUGCCACGAAACACAACGUCGUGUCCAAAACACAUGGCCGCCGUCUGUGGUGGAGCCUAUUUCUCUUUGACCACGACAUCUCGCUCCAAUUGGGCAAGCCUUCCAUGUCUGGGCCUACCUAUGCUUCCUGGAACCCGCCUCUACCGUCUGAAGAGAUAGUCGGCCCUGGAUCCUUUACACCAAAUGAGCAUCUCGAGCAUUGCGUCGGUCUAGCCCAGCUCGCCAAGGAAGUCCGACAUAAUCUAUACACGAGACCAAUCCACGAAGGCGUCCAACUUAGCCAGUCAAACUUUGAAGUCUCUUUGAAGUCCUUGAAGCAAUGGCUAGAUAUGCUCCCACAACAUUUACAUAUUGCGCCGUCGGUACCGCCGUUUCAUCGCAGAUUAGUCGCCAUGCUCCAUUUACGGUACUGGAGUACUGUCAUGCUCGUUACCCGGCCUUUCCUCCUCUGUAGCCUUUUGCGAGUGAACAGAUUGUCCGACGUGAAAAAGAGACAAUACAUUGACGAACUAGCGAGGAAGUGUGUUUCAGCAGCCCAGGCUUCGAUCGAGAUUUUUGAGGACAUGGUUCGCGAAAGCGUAGUUUCCAGUCUAGUUAUGAUGGAUUUUUUCUUCGCUUUACAGGUCGUCCAAGUCAUCCUCGCUGCUGCGGCUGUCUACUGUCCGGAGACGUACAAGGGCCAGGCGAAGAGAUGUAUCGCCAUCUUACGCGCAAUCGCCACAUCUGGUUAUCCGAAACAUCUUCUCCCGGAAACGAUUUUCCAAUUGCAGAGAGCGGGCGUAUUUGACGAUGCCCUGUUCUCUAGAGAGUUGCGCGACGGACUUCAUACGAGCAUCGAUGGUAGCUUGCAGAGAUACACAAGGGCUGUGGAGACUCCGGAUGUAGAGUCUGAUUGGCGCCUGCUGACCGACUUUGAUUUCUUCGAUGUUACAGUAGAGGAGGAUUUCAUGGACCAGCUCAUGCGAAUAUCGGACUGA